AUGACAAUUGGGGGUGGCUCUCACCUUCCUUUCCCUGCCAAUCACCUUCAUGCACGUUCCAUUCCCUGCCACUCACCUUCCUUCCCUGCCUCUUACCUUCAUGCACGUUCAAUUCCCUGCCACUCACCUUCCUUUCCCUGCCACUCACCUUCAUGCACGUUCAAUUCCCUGCCACUCACCUUCAUUCCAUGCCUCUCACCUUCAUGCACCUUCCAUUCCCUGCCACACACCUUCCUCUCCCGGCCACUCACCUUCAUUCCAUGCCUCUCACCUUCAUGCACCUUCCAUUCCCUGCCACACACCUUCCUCUCCCGGCCACUCACCUUCCUUGCAUGCCUCUCACCUUCAUGCACCUCCCAUUCCCUGCCACACACCUUCCUUUCCAUGCCACUCACCUUCCUUGCAUGCCUCUCACCUUCAUGCACCUCCCAUUCCCUGCCACACACCUUUCUCUCCCGGCCACUCACCUUCCUUGCAUGCCUCUCACCUUCAUGCACCUCCCAUUCCCUGCCACUCACCUUCCAUUCUCUGCCACUGACCUUCCUCUCCCUGCCACUCACCUUCCAUUCUCUGCCUCUCACCUUCCUCUCCCUGCCUCUCACCUUCCAUUCUCUGCCUCUCACCUUCCAUUCUCUGCCACUGACCUUCCUCUCCCUGCCUCUCACCUUCCAUUCUCUGCCACUGACCUUCCUCUCCCUGCCUCUCACCUUCCAUUCUCUGCCACUGACCUUCCUCUCCCUGCCUCUCACCUUCCAUUCUCUGCCACUGACCUUCCUCUCCCUGCCUCUCACCUUCCAUUCUCUGCCACUGACCUUCCUCUCCCUGCCUCUCACCUUCCAUUCUCUGCCACUGACCUUCCUCUCCCUGCCUCUCACCUUCCAUUCUCUGCCACUGACCUUCCUCUCCCUGCCUCUCACCUUCCAUUCUCUGCCACUGACCUUCCUCUCCCUGCCUCUCACCUUCCAUUCUCUGCCACUGACCUUCCUCUCCCUGCCUCUAACCUUCCAUUCUCUGCCACUGACCUUCCUCUCCCUGCCUCUCACCUUCCAUUCUCUGCCACUUACCUUCCUCUCCCUGCCUCUCACCUUCCAUUCUCUGCCACUGACCUUCCUCUCCCUGCCACUCACCUUCCAUUCUCUGCCUCUCACCUUCCUCUCCCUGCCUCUCACCUUCCAUUCUCUGCCACUGACCUUCCUCUCCCUGCCUCUCACCUUCCAUUCUCUGCCACUGACCUUCCUCUCCCUGCCUCUCACCUUCCAUUCUCUACCACUGACCUUCCUCUACCUGCCUCUCACCUUCCAUUCUCUGCCACUGACCUUCCUCUCCCUGCCUCUCACCUUCCAUUCUCUGCCACUGACCUUCCUCUCCCUGCCACUCACCUUCCAUUCUCUGCCUCUCACCUUCCUCUCCCUGCCUCUCACCUUCCAUUCUCUGCCACUGACCUUCCUCUCGCUGCCUCUCACCUUCCAUUCUCUGCCACUCACCUUCCUCUCCCUGCCUCUCACCUUCCUCUCCCUGCCACUCACCUUCCAUUCCCUCUGUCUCACCUUCACGCACGUUCAAUUCCCUGCCACUCACCUUCCUCUCCCUGCCUCUCACCUUCCUCUUCCGUACACUCACCCUCUAAUUCCCUGCCACUCACCUUCAUGCACGUUCGUUGCCCUGCCACUCACCUUCCUUUCCAUGCCACUCACCUUCCAUUCUCUUCCACUCGCUUUCCUCUCCCGGCCACUCACCUUCCAGUCACUGCCACUCACCUUCAUUAGGCAUGAGCAGUAA
Closterium sp. Naga37s-1 is the source of this 1779-nucleotide messenger RNA. The record is from the annotation of a GenBank genome assembly. Lineage: Eukaryota; Viridiplantae; Streptophyta; Zygnematophyceae; Desmidiales; Closteriaceae.